AUGGAGAAUUACAUCUCACCCUCGACAACAAGCCCAGACCUCGCGGUGUCUAUCAUUCUAUCUUUGCGACGGGGUCGGAGGUCUCAGGCCGUUUCCGACUUACAUGAGCAAUACGGAGACUUUGUUCGUAUUGCACCAAACCACAUCUCAAUUGCGAACCCAGCGGCCGUGCAACAAAUAUAUGUUUUGCCCCGUCGCCCCCAACUGCCAUACCAAGCUGACGUUGAGAGUAUUCUACCAUUUCAUCAGGUCGAGCCAGUUCUGUUCAAUACUAGAAGCCCCCAAGUCCAUCAGCGCAAGAGGAAGAUUGUCAGCCCUGCGUUCUCGGCAAAAAGCUUGCAGGAAUUUGAGCCAUAUAUGACGAAGAAUAUGCAGAAACUCAUAAAGUCUAUUCAUGAGCAACUGCAGACAUCUGAGAGGAUCACACUGGAUUUUAACGUAUAUGCAAACUUUCUUGCUUUCGACAUUAUUGGUAUGCUCUCUGUUCCUUUCCCUUCAGUCAACGUCUCGCUCAUCGGGCCAGGUAAUUUCGCGUUUGGUGAAUCGUUCGGUUUCCUUGAUCGUGAGGAGGACUACUUGAACCUCAUAGAGGCAGUUGAUGCACGCGGUGAAGUCCUCAAUGCCCUCGGCCACAUUCCCCCAUCCCUGAUACCCUUGGUCAAACGACUACCGCUGGAUCCCUUCUGCUCGCAGGGACUUCGUGGCACACAAGCUCUCACCGCAAUUGGAACAAAGGCCUACUUCAACCGACGCGACCAAGUCAAGUCCCGAAAAGACCUGCUCAGCUUUCUCUUCAUGGCCAAAGAUCUAGAAACAGGCGAGGCCCUCGGCGAGAAAGAGAUCAUAGCCGAGUCGAUUUCAUUCAUCGUCGGAGGCAGCGACACGACGAGUACAAGCAUGGUCAAUGUCGUCGAUAUCGUGUCCCGCUCUGAGCAGAUACAGCGGCGUCCCCAAGACGAGCUGGAUGACGCUUUCCCCGGCGAGAUGCCGGAGGACUGGGUGGCGGACUUCCGGACCGUCGAGAGCCUUCCCGUUCUGAAUGCCAUUGUCCGGGAGACUAUGCGGUUUCGGCCGACGAGUGCCACUGGCCUUGAGCGGGUUACGCCUAAGGGUGGGAAGGUGGUGGCAGGGAGACUUUUGCCUGAGGGCACCUUGAUGAGCGUACCGACUUUUAACAUCCACCACAGCCCCACGGCGUUUAAAGACCCGGAGCAAUUCCGCUACGAGCGCUGGCUUGACGACGGCGCCUCGAAGCUAUUUGAGUCUUUCGUCCCGUUUUCGAUUGGGCCCCGUGCAUGUAUCGGUCGAAACUUUGCAUGGAUGGAGAUCCUGAAGACGCUGGCAACGCUUUUUAAACUUUACCAGCUGGAACGUGUAUCUGUUGGCGAAACUAUGCUCCAAGAAGGGUUCUUCGUGAAGACUAGGGAGUGCGAGAUUGCACUCAGAAGAAGAGUGCCUAGAGCAUAG
This is a messenger RNA of Aspergillus nomiae NRRL 13137, 1467 nucleotides long. RefSeq lists its product as uncharacterized. NCBI's taxonomy places the organism in Eukaryota, Fungi, Ascomycota, Eurotiomycetes, Eurotiales, Aspergillaceae. The record is from RefSeq and is a predicted model, not a curated record. The transcript has 7 exons. Bases 1 to 1467 code for a protein of 488 amino acids. Gene Ontology annotation, molecular function: heme binding; monooxygenase activity; oxidoreductase activity, acting on paired donors, with incorporation or reduction of molecular oxygen.